AAACGUACAGGCCAAGAAUGAAUUUUUCUAUAUAAAGUGAAUAUAAGAUGACCGUCGAUGCAACAAGCAUGAGAGUGUAUUAAUACAGUUUGAAGUAAAUGAACGGCGUGAGCAAUUUGUCAGAGCUUGAUACCAUUGAAGCGCCGCGGACAAAGCAAUAACCAAUGGAAUUACAAAGUAGUAAUGAUAGCACCGUGAGAACCCUUCACAGCCUAUCAUUCCCUCAAUCCAACAACCAUAAGUAAAAAAAACUCCCCAAUGGCUCAAUCAUCCUCCCUCCCUCUCUCAUGUUCUCAUAUUCAAUCGUAUCCAUUGCCUUGGCCAGCUUGUGCCUUAUCAAGGCAGACGCUCAUCAAGUUGCUUAUCAGCAAAACUCUCAAGCUGAUCCAUUUGCCGUCAAUAGCAAGCGUCCGGUGUUGGAAAAAGAUUCGUAUGUCCCCUCGUUCGCUGGUAUCUCUACCUUUGCCCACCUGCCGUACGUUCAAUGCUGGGAAGAGAAUGUGGCUGAAGACUAUGAUAUUGCCGUGAUGGGUGUACCUUAUGAUAUUGGCGUUACGUUCCGAACUGGAGCUCGAUUUGGUCCCUCUAGCAUCCGUUUGGGGUCUAUGCGCACCAAGGGUUACAAUUCUGAGAUCGGAGUCAACCCUUUUAGAUCUUGGGCCAAGUUGGUGGAUUGCGGUGAUAUCCCGUUUACCCCUUUUGAUAGCUUGCAGGCUAUUAAUCAGAUCGAACAAUAUACCAAAUAUCUGUUGAACCGCCCUCUUGUUCCUGGUCAAUCGGUUCCCAAGAUCCCUCAAUUGGUUACUCUGGGUGGCGAUCACACUGUGUUGUUGCCUGUUUUGCGUGCUAUGGCUGAAGCACAUGGUAGACCCAUCAGCGUCAUCCACUUUGACUCUCAUCUUGAUACCUGGUCUCCAGAAGCAUAUGGAAUCAAACCACCGUCACUUUUCAACCAUGGAAACCCAUUGUAUCAUGCAGCUAGAGAGGGUCUCAUUGCCAAUGGAACUUCUAUGCAUGUUGGUAUUCGGUCAUCCCUUUAUGAAGAAGACGAUUUCGCCAAAGACGAGGCGUUAGGUUUCCGCAUUAUCAAGGCGAACGACAUUUUCGAUAUUGGUGUGGAUGGCAUCAUCGCCCGUAUGAAGGAAAUUCUUGGUGAUAAGAACGACGCUCUUGUCUACCUCUCUAUUGAUAUUGAUGUUGUAGACCCAAGUGCUGCUCCUGGAACCGGCACCAUUGAGUCUGGAGGUUUCCUGGUGCGAGAAAUGCGUCGCAUCAUCCGCAGCUUGAGGGAUUACCAACUCGUCGGCGCUGACGUCGUUGAGGUUUCCCCUCCCUAUGACAACCCUGCCCAAAUCACAUCCAUCCUGGCCGCCGACCUUAUCUACGAAAUUAUGUCCAUGAUGGUUAAGCACGGGGAGGAAGCCAAUUGAAGUGGCUAAUGCCUUGGAUCGACCCGGUUGAAUG
This is a messenger RNA of Umbelopsis ramanniana AG, 1464 nucleotides long. RefSeq lists its product as uncharacterized. Gene Ontology annotation, molecular function: agmatinase activity; metal ion binding. Lineage: Eukaryota; Fungi; Mucoromycota; Umbelopsidomycetes; Umbelopsidales; Umbelopsidaceae. The transcript is spliced from 3 exons. Bases 288 to 1430 code for a protein of 380 amino acids. The record is from RefSeq and is a predicted model, not a curated record.